Messenger RNA from Amborella trichopoda, 847 nucleotides. NCBI's taxonomy places the organism in Eukaryota, Viridiplantae, Streptophyta, Magnoliopsida, Amborellales, Amborellaceae. The record is from RefSeq and is a predicted model, not a curated record.
GAGAGAGAGGAACAAAAGUUUUGAGGGAGACCACAUAAUUGAGAGGGCUGCCCUUCCUUUUUCUCUAUCUGAGCAUGGACAGUGCGAGCUUCUUUACUUCACGGCAAUAGCUCUCUCUCUCUCUCAUGGUGGGUUUCAGAUGGUGCCAUGAUGGUGCAAUUUGGCCUCCUCUGUAAAACCACGACACUCCUCUUUGUCCUCCAUGUCCUUGUCUCUGUUUCUCAUGGCAAUCUCACCACAACUGAAACUUCCAUUGCAGGCUCAAUCCCCACAAAUAAUCAGGAUCUGGUAGAUGAGAAGACAAGACUUGGUUCGACGCCACCGAGCUGUCGCCACAAGUGCAACGAGUGUUACCCCUGCAAGGCGGUGCAAGUCCCUACCCUCCCAAUGCAUGAUAGAAUUCGCAGAGGCUUCGAGCCAUCAGUCCCUCUCUCUCUACCCGAUGAUGGCAAGAUGUACUCAAAUUACAAGCCCAUGGGAUGGAAAUGCAAGUGUGGAAGCCAUCUUUUCAACCCCUAGCUUCUGGAUUUUGUACAAAUUAAGAAAAAACCAACUUGUUUCUAGAGAGAGAGAGGUCCUCUAUCCAUGACAAAAACACGGUAGAGAGAGAAACCCAAAACCCAACUCACUCUCAAAGCUUGUUUCUCUAGAGAGAGAAACCAAAAGCACCCACAAAGCCUGUUCCUCUGAUGAGAGGGAGCGAGAGAGAAACAUGCAGCUGAUACAUGAUUUUUCAUGAAUUUCUUUCCCCUGGUAUUCUUUUGGUCAAUACAACACAGCAUAGUGAUCUUUGUACACUUCAAAUUUUAAUGUUAUAGGGCGCUUUACAGAGCCUUUGGGGUGUGGU